This is a messenger RNA of Dentiscutata erythropus, 547 nucleotides long. The record is from the annotation of a GenBank genome assembly. NCBI's taxonomy places the organism in Eukaryota, Fungi, Glomeromycota, Glomeromycetes, Diversisporales, Gigasporaceae.
UAAAGCUUAUGAAAAAAGAGAUACUUCAACUUUUUGGAAACAUUUAAGAAGCAAACAUCUUGAUAAAAUUAAUGAUAUACUAGAAGAAAUUUCUGAACUUCUUGAAUUUAGUGAAGAAAUAUUUAAAAAAAAAUUAUUAAAUUGGAUAGUUACAGAUGAUCAAGCAUUUAUAUCAAUUGAAAAUCCCGCAUUUCAAGAAAUAUUAAAAUAUUUACGUUCUAAUAUUAAAAUAUCAUCAGCUGCUAUAAUUAGAAAAGAAUUGGAUAAAAAUUUUGAUAAAACUAAAAAAGAAAUUAAACAAGAAUUAAAAUUAUUAGCAAUUACUUGUGAUAAUGCAUCUAAUAUGGAUAAAAUGCUUCAGUAUAUUUCAAGCAAUAAAAAUAUUAAUUUUAAUAUAAAAAAUCAACAUAUUAGAUGUUUUGCACACAUAAUAAAUUUAGCAGCAAGGGAUUUAAUUAAAGAACUUUAUUUUAAAAUUGAAUUUUAUAAUGAUAAUGAUAUAUUAAAAGAUAAAGAUAUAGAAAAAUUAAAUAAUAUUAUUUUUAGA